Molecule: messenger RNA, 7758 nt
Organism: Aethina tumida (small hive beetle)
Lineage: Eukaryota; Metazoa; Arthropoda; Insecta; Coleoptera; Nitidulidae
Gene: nAChRalpha6
Product: neuronal acetylcholine receptor subunit alpha-7
Exons: 10
Coding region: 371-1867 (498 amino acids)
Biological process (GO): signal transduction; chemical synaptic transmission; nervous system process
Cellular component (GO): synapse; postsynaptic membrane; neuron projection
Molecular function (GO): transmembrane signaling receptor activity; acetylcholine-gated monoatomic cation-selective channel activity
Source: RefSeq, a predicted model, not a curated record
UCCAGCUACGAAUCUGCGGCUGUUGAGCAAAGCCAGGCCAGUUUCGGCGCAGCGGCAUCAAAUCUCAACGUCGAAGCGUCGAAGCAGCGUAGCAGCGUACUCGCUUUUUUUGGGCAUUGUGCAGAGCGCCGCUGAAGCGUUAGGUUGGUGGCGUUCCCGUAUUACGAUCCCGUGAAAUGGCUAGUGUAGUUUCGGGAGUGCACAUUAUGAUGCUGAGCUAGUAUCGGCGGUAAGUGGCGUGUUGACGGCCUGGUCGAACACGUUCACACUGGGACAAUCGGCACCACUUGUCGAACUGUCCAACUCCUGGGGCAUGACGGCCAAGUCUGGAGGAGUGUUCACCACAAGACAUGAACUGUAAAUAUCUAGAAUGAACCGUAGAGAAUUUCCGCUGUCUCUGAUGGCCACAGCCUUCCUGAUAGUCACCACGCUACCAGGUUCGCAACAAGGGCCGCACGAGAAGCGGCUGCUUAAUAAUUUGCUAGGGCCCUACAAUGUGCUGGAGAGACCCGUAGCUAAUGAAUCGGAACCCUUAGAAGUGAAAUUCGGCCUAACUCUGCAACAAAUCAUUGAUGUGGACGAGAAGAAUCAACUCCUAAUAACAAAUAUUUGGCUUUCUUUGGAAUGGAACGACUACAACCUGCGGUGGAACGAAUCGGACUACGGGGGAGUCAAAGAUUUGAGAAUAACACCGAACAAGCUGUGGAAACCAGAUGUUCUGAUGUACAACAGUGCUGAUGAGGGUUUCGACGGGACUUUCCAAACAAACGUUGUGGUCAAACAUAACGGCAGUUGCUUGUACGUCCCUCCGGGUAUCUUCAAGAGCACAUGCAAGAUAGACAUUACGUGGUUCCCCUUUGAUGACCAACACUGUGACAUGAAGUUUGGUAGCUGGACCUAUGACGGCAACCAGCUUGACUUGGUAUUAAACAGCGAAGAUGGAGGCGACCUCUCGGAUUUCAUCACGAACGGAGAAUGGUACCUUUUAGGAAUGCCCGGAAAGAAGAACACAAUAGUGUACCAGUGCUGCCCAGAGCCCUACGUCGACGUGACCUUCACCAUACAAAUCAGAAGGCGCACACUGUACUACUUUUUUAACCUGAUAGUUCCUUGCGUGCUGAUCUCAUCAAUGGCUCUAUUGGGAUUCACGCUGCCACCUGACUCAGGCGAAAAACUAACUCUAGGUGUCACCAUACUUCUUUCAUUGACAGUAUUUCUCAACCUAGUAGCUGAAAAGAUACCAACUACAUCAGAUGCAGUACCGUUAAUAGGCACAUAUUUCAACUGCAUCAUGUUCAUGGUUGCUUCUUCGGUGGUACUUACCGUCGUGGUCCUAAACUACCAUCACCGAACGGCUGAUAUUCACGAGAUGCCCCAAUGGAUCAAGACGGUAUUUCUACAAUGGCUUCCAUGGCUGUUGGGCAUGAGCAGGCCCGGCAAAAAGAUAACGCGUAAAACGAUCCUGAUGAACAGUCGCAUGAAGGAAUUGGAACUGAAGGAGAGAUCCUCAAAGAGCCUGUUGGCGAACGUGCUGGAUAUCGACGACGACUUUCGAAACGUAUCGGGAGGCAAUAACGCAUCAAUGACAACAACCAGUUUGGGCGGCGCUUUCAUGAGACACCCGACAACAAUAGAAGACACAGCGCUACCAGGCAGCGGAACGCAACGAGACCUACAGCACAUUCUUCGUGAGCUGCAAUUCAUCACGAAUCGAAUGAAAAAGGCGGAUGAAGAGGCUGAAGUGAUAAGCGACUGGAAGUUCGCUGCUAUGGUAGUCGACCGAUUCUGUCUGAUAAUAUUUACGUUGUUCACCAUCAUAGCGACGGUCGCAGUGCUCCUAUCAGCACCGCACAUCAUAGUCCAGUAGAACAGGCGCUGUAGCUGCAAGCCGAAACUAAGAGUUAAUCGCCGACACAACAAGAAGAGUAUAGUUCGUUUGAAGUUGUUUGACUAUGAACUGUUCUGUAUAGGGGGUGGUACCAGGACUUGUAUUUGGCAUACUUCUUGCUCUACCAACUGUAAAUUUAACUAUUAUAUUUCAACCACGUGCUUCCAGAGAUCACCUCAACCAAGUACCUGAUUAAUGAACUCUGAAGACUAUUAUUGUGUUCCUUUAAGAGAUUGUUGUGACUGGGUGUGAUUACCGUAGCCAAACCAUACCGAGGUACAUCAUAUUUCAAAUGUAAUAUGUUCAUUGAAUCCCAACCUAGAUCUUGGUUGUCAGUGCUCUGUAGAACGCGAAGUACCAAAACUGCCACAAUACAGGUUCACGAACCAUCCUCCUAGGGGAAAAUAUGAUGAAGCUAUAGUUAUGACACGACCAUAAACGUUUACUGUGAUACUAACCUCGUAUUGUGUCGGCAAUUCGGCACAGCAGCAAUGUGCAAAUGUGCCUUCCCUGUGGAACUGUGGAGCUCUUGAACAACUAAAAGGCAGGCACCUAUGUGCACGUAAUAGGCCAUUAAAUAGUCACGUCCUCUCGAUCUCGUCGACCGUUCAGCCAAUAUAAAAUUCUCGGUAAGUUUUUAUCUAUUUUAUGACGUUUAAUGAAUGAUAAUUUAUGGAGGGGUCUACAUAUAAUAUCAAUACUGCAUGAGUUCAAUUUUUGGACUAGGUUUUAGUUGAAUACUAAUUCGGGUCUAAAUGAAGGGUGGCAGCUUUUUUAAAUUCAUUUUAUUUCUCAUUGAGGCCUGGAAAAUUAUAAAACUAUAUUUAAACAUGUUUAGAAAGUUGCCUCCUUGUGUCAUCUGGGUACGACCAAAGCAGUUACACAAAAAAAACAAUUUCCUUUUUUAAAUAAAAUUGGUAGCUGAAAUGUAUUAUUUCUUCAAAAUUUUUCUAUCAAUCUGGACACAUUUGGCUAUGAAAUGUAUUAUAUUCUUAAUGGUCAAUAUAAAAUUUCUCGUUUUGGAUCAGUACCGCUCAUAUAUAAAUUACAUUGUACAUAUUAUAGAUAAUUUAGGUAAGAAUGUAAAAAUAAGACUUGCAGAAUUAAGACUAUUGAAAUGGUGAAGGUUUUUAAUGUCUUCAAGUUUCCUCCAUGUUCAUUUAAAACAGUUACCAAUUUUUUGAUUUUUCUAUCCUAAUGAUCCAACUCUAAAUGGACGUUUUUCAGUUUCAUUUUCUUUCCAUGGGUUUCUGAUAAAUUGAAAGAAAAAAGAUAUUUGUACAUACAGUCUUAAAGUUUUCUAGUUUAGGAAGGAAGUUGUCUUCUAUCAUCCCCGGGGUACGACCAUAGUUUAUUACAAGAAGUAAUAAUAUUAAGUAAAUAAAAUCAAUGACUGAAAUGUAUCAUUUUCUUCAAAAUUAUUCACUAAUUUGUACACAUUUGGCUACGAAAUGGUUGUAUUCUUAAUUAUAUAAAAUUUCUUGAUUUGGAUCAGUACCGUUCAUAUAUAAAUUUCAUUGUACAUAUUAUAGACAAUUUAGGUAAGAAUGUAAUAAUAAUAAAAGUUGUAAAUGACGCAGAAUUAAGACUUUUGAAAUAGAGAAGGUUUUUAAAAUCAUCUUCCAUGGUCAUUUGAAAGAGUUACCAAUUUUUUGAUAUUUCUAUCCUAAUGAUCCAACUUUAAAUGGAGCUUUUUCAGUUUCAUUUUCUUUUCUAUUAGUUUCUGAUGAAUUGAAAAAAAAGAUAUUUGUACAUACAGUCUUAACAUUUUAUAGUGUAGGAAGGAAGUUGUCUUCCAUCAUUUCUGGGGUACGACCAUAAUUUGUUACAAGAAACAAAAAUCGAUGACUAAAAUGCAUUUUUUUUCCAAAUUUUUCAUUAAUCUGGACUUAUUUGGCUACAAAAUGGUUGUAUUCUUAAUGGUCAAUAUAAAAUUUCUUGUUUUGGAUCAGUACCGCUCAUAUAUAUAUUCCAUUGUACAUAUUAUGGACAAUUAAGGUGAGAAUGUAAUGAUAAUAAAAGUUGUAAAUGAUGCACAAUUAAGACUUUUGAAAUGGAGAAGGUUUGAAGAAUCCUCCAUGGUCAUUUGAAAGAGUUACCAUUUUUUUGAUAUUUGUAUCCUAAUGAUCCAACUCUAAAUGGAGCUUUUCAGUUCAUUUAUCUUUUUCAUUGAGUUCUAAUAAAUUGAAUAAAAAAGAUAUUUGUACAUACAGUCUUUUUUGUAGUUUAGGAAGGAAGUUGUCUUCUAUCAUCCCCGGGGUACGACCACAGUUUAUUACAAGAACCAUAUACUGUUUUAAGUAAAAUUGAUGUUCUUCAAAAUUAUUUAUUAACUUGGACACAUUUGGCUACGAAAUGGUCAACAUAAAAUUUGUUGUUUUGGAUCAGUACCACUCAUGUAUAAAUUUCAUUGUACAUAUUAUAGAUAAUUUAGAUAAGAAUGUAAUAAUAAUAAAAGUUGUAAAUGACGAAGAAUUAAGUCUUUUGAAAUAGUGAUGGUUUAAAAGGUCAUCAAGAUUCCUCCAUGGUCAUUGAAAACAAUUACUAAUUUUUUGAUGCUUCUAUUCUAAUGAUCCAACUCUAAGUGGAGCUACUUCACUUUCAUUUUCUUUUUCAAGAAAGAAAUAGUUGUUAUACACAUAGUCUUAACAUUUUCUAAUUUAGAAAGGAAGGAAGUUGCCUUCUCUCAUCUCCAGGCUACGACCACAGUUUAUUACAAGGAACAUCAACUUCUCUAAUGAAAAAUUGAUGGCUGAAAUUUAAUGUAGCUUAGAUAUUUAUACAUAUAAUCUUAACAUUUUCUACUUUAGGAAGGAAGGAAGUUGCCUUCUCUUUUCAAAUUGAAGGUAUUUAGACUUAUAUUGAAGAUUCCUCCAUAAUCAUCCAAAAUUUUUAGCAAUUUUUUGACAUCUUUAUUUAGAAAUUUAUAACUCACAAUACAUCCUGAAUAUAAUGAUGAAUGAAUAAUUGCCCUUUUGUGAUGUAUAUGCAAUUAAAUUUUGAGUAAUGUGCACACUUUUUUAGCCAUCAAUGUUACGUGACGAGCAAGAAAUUGUUUGUUAAUUAAUAAACCAAAGAACGUUCAUUAAAAAAAAAUAAUAGAACAGGGGCAAUAAAUUACAGACUCUCACCUCCUGUUACCAACAAGAGAUGGAUGUAUUGUUUGUUGUAAUUAAGGUAAAAAUUAAAGAAUGGUGGAUGAUAUUGAGAUGAUGUGACGUGACUAUGGGCUAUUAAUAAGCGCUGCACCAUAUAUUGUACUGCAUUGGGGUGGAGAUGUAAAUGUUAAAUUCCUCUAAGCCUCAAAUGCAACCAAAAUGUAUUGGUAAAUGGCAAUAUAAUAAUACGUAUAUAAUCGUAUCGUUUAGAUCAGAUCGGACAUUGGACACUUGACAUGUCCCAUCAUCCACUCGCUAUAAUCACUCAAAAAAAAAAAAAAUACCAGUACGCCAGUAUUUGUUAUUCAGUACUUCGUGCAAGUAGCUAGUUGGUAGAGUAUCAUUAGUUCGAGGUACACACGUGUCUGCCUUUUGUUAGCCCAUUGAAUUAAUAAAAGGUGUCCACCUGAAUUAAAAAGUAUUGUGAUGAACUUCGCAAAUUAAUGAAUAAAGUUAAAUUUAAUGAUCAGUUAUAGAUUAAAUAGUAUAUAAAAUAACCGUCAAAAUGGGUAAUGCGCUCGAGGAAGUUCGAGCCAGAUUCGGCGAAAAAUGUCGGCCUAGAAAAUUACUUUAAAACAAACCAAAAAAAGUGAUUGAACCAAAACUAGUAGAAAAAAAUACAACGAUGUGGAUGCAGGUCCCGGACGGGGGACGGUGCAUCCGCAUCCGGGUGCCCGAACACACUUUACGAUACUUCCGUUCCGAAUCGACCCCGAUCUACCGCGAACUGGACUUUUAUUAUUGUCGAUUUAAUUUUAACAAAUGACAGAUCCAGUCGGUUGGGAACGGGAAUGGGUGUUUUAGCAGUUGAUUUUCUCUGGCUAUGUGAGCUGACAUUCGCUGACGCCGCAUCGUGGCUUGUCGUAUUAGGGACGCUAUGUGCGCGGCCACCGUCACACCACCCAUCUUCGACUCUACAAUGUCUUCAUCCGUCAUUUCGAACCACGUCAGCUCACCAAAUCACGAUCGAUUCAGACUCAUCCAUCACCACAUACAUUGUCAUCAUCUCAAUCGCCCUAAAAUGAUCCAACUUCCAGUCGCCGUGCGCAUGUCGUCCGCACACCUACUUUUAUAUCAUAUAUUUAUACUAAUUUAUAUUUAAAAGAGGACUUCGAAUUUUUCAUUACUAAGCAACACUUAUACCAAGUGUGGUAAAUACCCGUUAAAGAUAACGAUAAUAUUGUUUAAUUGAUAAUAAUAAAUUAAUUAACAAUAGCAUUUAAUACGAUUUUAAUAAAAAAACGUUUCUUUGGGCAUUUUAUAACAUAGUGUUAAACAAUCAGUCAGUCACAUAUCCCUUAGUUCGCGGAUGAACGAUUUUUGCUAUAAUCUGCAACGUCCUGCAGGACUGAAUCCACUGGAUUAAUUGGAUUCGACGGAUUCGUUAGAUUCAUUGGAUUCACUGCAGCCAAGCGGAAUUACACACACUCACACAUAAACACACACAAACACACACACACACAUACAAAUAAUAAUAUAAACAACGGAAAUAUCUGAGCACGUCUGGUACGCCCCCCCUGGCACGUCUGUAUUUAAACAGGGGGUGGGCGGUUGUGGACCUGCUUGGUUGCAAUUAUCACCUUAAAUAAAUGCCGUUCUUUUAAAUGCCGCCGCGAUAUCCAACACAUUCGUUUACAUGUAGACCUUGCAUAUUAAAUAAAUAAAUUGUCGACAUGUAUUUAACGCAACAAAAAAAAAAAACAAGUGGUAUUCGUAGAAGAAUUGCUGAUAAAUUUCGGUCGAUAACACGGGUGUAAAUUGUUGUUAUAUUUAUUAUUUUGUUGUGUUUGAGAUCUAUUAUGACCAAGUGACAAAAAUAAUGAAACUUCCUACUUUGAAAUAGGCUCCUAGAAUCCGCCAACGACCCGCUUUUUCUAAUUAAGUACCUCUCUUGUGUACACUGUACCGCUGUACAAAACGUAUUCCGUAUAGCCGUACAGCAAAACUUUGCUCUCCCACUCAAUGUGGAGAGACAAUCGAAUGAAGCAACCAAUUAGUUUAGUUUCCGCCAAUUAUCCAAACUUACUUACUUACUUACUUACUUACUUACUUACUUAGAUUAGUAACGCAAAGAUGUGUACCCGAUCUUUAGAAAUUCUCAAAUAUAACGAUUCCUCUCUAAUGUUCUCCCAAAUCCCCUUGGCUUCAUUCAUUUAUAAUUACUUACUAUUAUUACUAAUAAUAAAAGAUUAUGCUCAACUAUCAGUAUUACGUUGCAUUUGCUAAAAAUCAUAUAUUUAUAUUAUGUUAUCCUGAUGCUGGAAUUACAGAUGAAUUAUGUCGAAUAAAUGUAUAACGUAUGAUUGAAAAUAAAUGAGUAAAUUCAUUUCUAUUUUUUCUUCAAAGGUUAUGACAAAUCCUGUAAAAAUCGUUUGAUUUAAUCGUAUAAAACUCAUUAAAAUAAUAUUGUAUAAAUUCAUCAAUGUUUCAUUACCCCAUUAAAUACAUUUGAAUUGUUUAAAUAUGUCAAUUAUUAAAAUAAUUUCGUAAAUUCGUUAUCCCAUCACAUCCCUCCAAAUUCUCAACACACAACUCGUUUCGUUAACAUUAUAUUCAUUUGAAAGGUGUAAAUGUAAAAUGUACGACUGUAAAUAAAUUGAUGACAGUUCUGUUUCAUAAUCAGCUGUUUUAUUUCCUACGCCUUAUGAUACCUGAUAGUUGUAAAAUUAUUUGUUACAUUGUUAAGUGUUGAAUAAAUAAUAUUUGUUUUGA